Molecule: messenger RNA, 3982 nt
Organism: Xyrichtys novacula (pearly razorfish)
Lineage: Eukaryota; Metazoa; Chordata; Actinopteri; Labriformes; Labridae
Source: the annotation of a GenBank genome assembly
AGCAUUGUUAGUGGAAGUCGUAAACAGACUAACGCUUUACGUUUUUAUCCACUUUUAUUGUUAAGAUAGAGCCGUGAGGACUGUCCAAAUGAAUCAACGUUUAUUAAUGACUUUCUCUACAAUUUAAUAAUAUUUGAUACAAAGUUAAUAACAUUUUAAUCGACGCGGUUUGAUCAUGUUAACGUAGAGUGUUAGCCUGAAAGCUAAGCGGUAAGCUAACGUAACUUAACCAAACAGAGUGAAACAAACUAUUUUAUGGAGUAUAUCAGGAGGAAAAACUGCUGUUACUUUAUAUAUAAAAAGAUGUUUUAAAGUCCAAAUCAACCAGAGACGAACUGUGGAAAUAACGAGAGAGAGAGAGGAGCAACUCUUCAGGUUUGUUCAGUUUUAUUAUUUUAUCAGGUUUUAUUCUCAUUUUCUCAUUAAAAACAUGGAACCAACAGUUGAAGGUUGUAAAUGACCCAGUUUAAGAACUAUUGAUGUGAAUAUAUGUGUUUAAUGAUAGGAAUAAGUUAACCAUCAUGAGAGAGACUGUGUGAAUAAACAGUGCGGUAAUGUUUUUAGGUGUAAAAUUGCAAAGAAAUAAAGAACCAGUGAAAACACAGAUGGACUCCAGCUCAUCUACUGCCUUAGGAGUCACUUAGCUCCCAGUUUCUGUCCCUCUACUCAAUGACAACCAGAAGCUAUCCUGGCCCUGCUGCCUCUGCUAACAUUCUGACCAGUAGGUCUGGUGGUGUUUGGCAGUUGUGGUGUUGCAAAAAGCACUGGGUAAUAGAUGUAUGUUUUGUAAAUACAGUCUAUGGUCACAUCUUUUGGCUGUAUAACAAUUAAAUAUUCAUGGAGAAAGAGUGUGAUUUAAUGAGUUUGUACCUUUUCACACUUGUUUUCUUAAGCUCCUUAAGGGACAGGAUGCUCCACCCAAAGUGUGUGACGGAGAGGUAUCGCAGGUCGUUCCUUCCUGCACCUGUCAGACUCCACAACAGGAACCUCAAUGUGCAAUAAAUCCUAUUAUAAUGUAAAUUCUGUACAAAUGUAAAUUAUGACUCAUGAACAUGUCUUUUUAACUCAAAGUUUCUUUAUCCAUUUUCCUCUUGUUGUAUCUACACUAUGCUUCUGUAAAUUUGGAAUUUGCCCUCGUGGGACUAUUAAAGGAACAUCUUAUCUUUAUCUCUUAUCUUUUCACAGUCUGAAUCAAAUCUUCCAGUGUUGGACAGGUUUUUUUGCAUUAUGAUUUGUUUGUAGUGAUUGAAUUGACCGCUUCUUUGGGUUAACAUUUCCUUUUUACAUGUUGGAAAAUUUGUCAAAUUUCAUGGUUAAAUGUCUGCCACAUAAAUAGUGAUUUGUAAAACUUGUUUGUAUUUCAUAUUUUUCAACAGAUGUUUAGAAGCUGGGAGAAAAAAUGAAGGAUCCCUCUGAGCAGCAGGAAAGGAGCCUCAGUCUGGACCAGGAGGACCCGCCGAAAUCACCCCACAUUAAAGAGGAACAGGAGGAACUGUGGAGCAGUCAGGAUGGAGAGCAGCCUCAAGGGCUGGAUGAGACUGAAAUCAUCAAGUUCACAUUCAAUCCUGUCUCAGUGAAAAGUGAGGAAGAGGAUGAUGAAGAGGAACCUCAGUCCUCACAGUUUUAUGCAAACCAGACUGGAGAGAACAGCGAUGAAGAGCACUUGAAAGCAGAAGCUGAUGGAGAGGACUGGGGAGAACCGGUUUUAGGUUUUAACCCUCGACCAGUUUCUCAUGAGGAGACUUCCUACGCCGACUCUGACACUGAUGACAGUAAUGACUGGGAUGAGACCAGUGAACCUGAACCAGGUUUAAACCCUUUACAGAACAACCUAGUUUCUGCAAGUGAUGAAGAAUCUAACCCUGACAAAACAGCAGUGAGCUCCUCUGACUGCUCUACAAGUUCUGGACGGAGGAGACAGCUGCAGAAACACAAUGGAGUACAAACGGGGGAGAAACCGUUCAGUUGUUUGGUUUGUAGUAAAAGGUUUGGCAACAAGAGAUGCUUAUCAGCUCACAUGAAGCGUCACACGAGAAGACAUUUCUUCAGCUGCUCAGUUUGUGAAAAGAGUUUUCCGAUGAGAGGAGAGCUUGUGGAACACAUGAGAACCCACACUGGAGAAAAACCCUUCAGUUGCUCUGUUUGCGGCAAAAGUUUCACGCAGAGGUCAAGUUUUUACUCCCAUCAACACAUUCACACGAGAGAGAAACUCUUCAGUUGCUCAGUUUGUAAGGCAAGUUUCUGUCGUAAUCUUAGUUUAGUCGAACACAUGCGAAUCCACACAGGGGAGAAACCGUUUAGCUGCUCCGUUUGUGGGAGAAGUUUUUCACGUCGUUCGAAUUUAUACUCACACCAACAAGUUCAUACGAGUGAAAAACUCUUUAGUUGUUCAGUUUGUAAAACGAGUUUUCAACGCAAAACUUAUCUGGUCGAACACAUGAGAAUCCAUACUGGAGAGAAACCCUUCAGUUGUUCAGUUUGUGGGAGAAGUUUUGCCAGUGGUUCAAAUUUACACAGACACCAACAAGUCCAUAAAGAAGAAAAACUCUUUAACUGUUCGGUUUGUAAAGCAAGUUUCCGUUGCAAAACUUAUUUGGUUGAUCACAUGAGAAUCCACACGGGAGAGAAACCGUACAGUUGCCCUAUUUGUAGUCGAACUUUCACACAGAAGUCGGGUUUGUACUCACAUCGUCAGGUUCAUUCAGGAGAGAAACCCUUUGAGUGUUCAGUGUGUAAGAAAAAAUUCACUCGGCUUUUGAGUCUCGACCGACACAUAUGCAAAGGGUUUGUCCCGUCUGAGAGCCAACUAAACUACAGCUGAAAUAGUUAUGUAUCGAAUAGAUAGUUGUACAUUCUGUAUCAGACUUUUUUAAAGAGGGGGUCAUAGGAAACAGGCCAUCCACUUGAGGCACAACUUCUGUUUAUUAAACCUAUGGGUUUACGAUGUCCCUCUAUUCUGGUAGCUCUGUGAAGAUAUCAAAAAUAACAUGUAAGUGUUUUUUUCUAUUAUUAUUAUUAUUUUAGUAUUGUACUUUUGUUGAUGCUAAUGAAGGCAGAGAAAGAAAAUGGAAAUAACAGAAAUAAGGUAAAAGGUGUGGCUCAUUGAUCCCCCCUUAAAGGGAUAUUCCGGUGUAAAAUUACUUCAUCAUUUCCUCGGUAUGAUUGUAUUUCCAUGAAGAAAUGAUCAUAAAUGUUCUUCCUUGAGCUGCGUCACCCCGCUGUAGUCCAUAAUGGACUGGCCUGAGGUCUCGCUACAAACAAGCAGCUGCUGGAAGAGAGUAGGUGAGUUGUGUUUAGUCUCUUUGCUAAAGAAAUUAGUCAAAGUUAAAAAGAUGUUUGGUGUCUAGUACUAUGGCUGGGACCCUAUAUGUCCUGUUGAUGAAGUUAGGUGCUGUUCUGAGCAUUAUUUGUGGCCAUAGAGUGGUGUUUUGGUUGAGCGCGUGGCUCUCUGUAUUGCUAUCCUGCGGUCGUUACUAAAGUUGGUAUAACUAGAGGAGCAAGCGGUCGGCAACAUUCAUCUCUGGAGGGGGGGGUUCUAACUCGGUGUGACGGUGUGUUUGACCCUAAAUUAAGUUUACGCCGGAAUAUCCCUUUAAAAUGACCAUGCUUGGGGUUGGUCCUACCGUGGCGACAAGGUUUAGAGACCCUCACAUCUUCAGACAAUCACAAAGUGAGAGAGAGAAAGCCUGCUCCUGCACUGUCUCUGUUUUUGUUUGUAAAACGGUUUGUCAUCUCACCUCAUCCACUCACAGAUCACCUGUUGUGUUGCAUAAAAUUGAAACAUUUCAAAACUUGAGAUGUGUCAUAUGGUUGUGUUUUUCUACUGCUGGUCCAUGUUGUCAAAAGACAAUAAAAGAGUGUUGCCAUGUGCUUUUUGAUGCAGAAGUUUCUUUUAAUAUGAAUAAAUCUAUCACACAUUCAUGUUACCAUAUCAGCUGAGUUGGUAGAAUGAACUCCAGACGAUAAAAGAUGAAAUGGAAAA